AGCUAACUCCCUAGACCAGUGGUUCUCAACCUCGGUCCGAGGUACCCCCACAGCCCUGAUAGAUGAACUCAGGUUGGGGCUCACCCAGCUAUAGAGAGACCCAGACCUGGGAGAAAAUCCACAUGAAGAUGGAGUCAUUUAUCCUCUGGAGGGCUGUCCUUAUCUUCCUCAUGCUUCCCUCUUUCCAGGGUGCAGAGAGUCAGCCCCAGAGUGCAGUGUUCCUGCCAGAGUUCGCCCUCUCCCCUCAAGGCAGCUUCAUGGAGGAUGCUACAGAAGAUCAGUUCCUAACCUACAGAUACGACGACCAGGCAUCCAGGAUGACCCGCUCAGAUGAGGACAGGGACCUGGGCUGGGACGCCUGGGGCACCUGGAGCGAGUGCUCUCGCACCUGCGGAGGGGGAGCCUCCUACUCUCUGCGACGCUGUCUCAAUGGAGGAAGCUGUGUUGGCAAAAACAUCCGCUACAGAACCUGCAGCAACAUGGACUGCCCAGCAGAGUCCGGUGAUUUCCGGGCCCAGCAGUGUUCGGCCCACAAUGACAUCAAGUACCAGGGUGUCACCUACGAGUGGUUCCCAUCACCUUAUGACCCGUCAGCACCCUGUGCACUGCGCUGCCAAGCCAAAGGGAGAAGUCUCACUGUUGAACUGGCCCCCAAAGUGCUGGACGGGACACGAUGCCGGGCGGAUGCUUAUGACAUGUGCAUCAGCGGAGCGUGUCAGGAAGUGGGCUGUGAUCGCCAGCUGGCCAGUGGUGCCAGGGAGGAUAACUGCGGCGUCUGCGGCGGCGACGGCUCCACAUGCCGGCUGGUCCGAGGACAGGCCCUGCCCCACCUUACACCAGAACAAUCUAUCAAGACAGUGCUGGACAUGCCGAUAGGAAGCCGCUUUCUCAGACUCAAUGCCAAAGGACCUGAUAUUAUAGUUAUCGAAGCCGUCUCUCUUCAGGGGAGGAAGGAGGAGACCACUCUGGUGUCUAGCGGCUCCUAUGUGAUAGGAAACACCUCCCUGGACUUCCAAAGAGGGACAGACCGGCAGACACUCAAGACACACGGCCCACUCAACGCUGAUUACAUUAUCAAGAUGAAGUACGGAGGAUCCAAGGACACAGUUGUCCAGUUUCUCUUCUACCAGCCAAUCAGGUACCAGUGGAGAGAGACAGACUUCUUCCCCUGCUCGGUCAGCUGUGGAGGAGGCUACCAGCUGAACUCUGCAGAGUGCACAGACAUCCGAUCCAACCAGACCCUGCCUGAGCACCAUUGCAACAGCUAUCCUGAAAACACCAAACCCACACCAAAACUCAAGGAGUGCAACAUGGACCCCUGCCCAGAGAGUGACGGAUUCAAAGAGGUGAUGCCAUAUGACCACUUCCAACCUCUGCCUCGCUGGGAGCAGGGCCCCUGGACCCAGUGCUCGGUGUCCUGUGGCGGCGGCGGCUGGCAGGACCGCAGCGUGAUGUGUGUGGAGGAGGACACCCACGGACAGUUCUCCCAGGUGGAGGAGUGGAAGUGCACCCACUCCCCUCGACCCACCACCCGACAGACAUGUAACAUCUUCGCCUGCCCCCAGUGGGUGGCCAUGGACUGGUCUCAGUGCACGGUGACAUGUGGGCGUGGCCUGCGUUACCGGGUGGUGCUGUGCAUCGACCACCAAGGACAGCACAUCGGAGGCUGCGAAGCGUCACUCAAACCUCACGUCAAAGAAGACUGUCUGGUCCCUAUCGCCUGCCACAAGCCCCGAGAAUCUCUGCCGGUAGAGGCCAAGGUGCCCUGGUUAAAACAGGCCCACGAACUGGAGGAGCAGCAUACUGCUACAGAGGAGCCCACGUAA
Perca flavescens (yellow perch) is the source of this 1826-nucleotide messenger RNA. RefSeq names its product ADAMTS-like protein 3. Gene Ontology annotation, cellular component: extracellular matrix. The record is from RefSeq and is a predicted model, not a curated record. Gene Ontology annotation, biological process: extracellular matrix organization. The transcript has 15 exons. Lineage: Eukaryota; Metazoa; Chordata; Actinopteri; Perciformes; Percidae. The coding region runs from base 63 to 1826 and encodes 587 amino acids.